Stylonychia lemnae is the source of this 5766-nucleotide messenger RNA. NCBI's taxonomy places the organism in Eukaryota, Ciliophora, Spirotrichea, Sporadotrichida, Oxytrichidae. The record is from the annotation of a GenBank genome assembly.
AUGUCGGGUGUGAAUAAAAACCAUGACAAAAAGUAUAUUGACUACUAGUAGAGCAUGCUGAAGUUCAUUCCAGUCUCAGUUGUCCAGUAUCUUCUAUCCAAGCAAUAAGAUGAAAGGAGCUUGCCCUAGUGCUAACACUAUAAAACUGCAAUUAUAGUGGCAGAGAUCAAGAAUUUUUAUGAUCAAUCUCACAGACACAAGUUUUUCAACAGUGAUUAAUCUUAUAACGAGCAUCUUGCUAACUUGUCAAACAGAUUUUUGGAGAUUAUGAGCAAAGCGAUUCAUAAGUAUGGAGGAGAUAUUGUUCAGUUUAUUGGGAAUUCAAUGAUAGCUUUAUGGCCAAGAGCAGAUCCCUUGGGUGAAAGCACAUUUGAGGGAAAGGAGGAUGAUGAAACUGAUGCUAAUAUAGCCCGAAAGGCAACAUAGUGUGCGCUAGAUAUAAAGAACGAGAGCCAGAAAAUAAUAUCGCAGAGAACUGAAAUAUUUAUGGGGCUAGGUUUUGGACAUUGUGGAAUAUUGCAUGUAGGCGGAGUUUUUAAAAGAGCUGAAUAUUUUAUAAUAGGCGAUGGAUUGUCAUAAGCUUUGAGAUCUCUAAGAUUAACAAAAAGUUCUGAUUCAGUAAUAAUAAGCUAAAAUAUGUGGAGAGUAGUUGAUAAGUACUUUGUUUGCGAACCUCUCCCUCAAAGUUUUGAAAAUGAAAAAAGCGUAAAGUACUUAUUUGGUCCAGGAAUUAGGUCGAAAUCUAACACCAUAGUUUUAAGAUCUGAAUUUGAGCCUUAUUUAAAACUAAAGCGUGAUACUUUUGGAAAUGAGCACAGAAGAAUUACUGCAAUGGUCUUGAAUCUAGAAAUUGAAGAUAUGUAUCAAAGAGAAUCUUUUACAAUAAUUCAAAAAAUUGUUGAAAUAGUUUAAUAACAAAUAUACAAGCUUGAAGGAUCUUUCAAUAAGAUAAUAUCAUACGAUGGUGGAUUUACAAUGCUAUGUACCUGGGGAAUAAGUCCAAUAUCUCAUGAAGAUGACGCUACUAGGGCAGUUUACACUGCUCAAAACGUCUAAAGAGAAAUCAAAGAAUUUGCAUCAAAGGCGGGUCUUGUUGAUUUUUCUCCCCCAAUACAUAUAGGCAUAUGCACAGGAAAUGUGUUCAUGGGCAUAGUUGGAAAUGAAGGAAGUAGAAAAGAAAUAGUAAUACUCGGAGAACCAAUUGAGAGAGCUUUCCUUUACAUGCAAACAGCUUCCAAGCAUUAUGGAAAGAUUUAUGUGGACUAUGACACAAAGUUGGAAGCUUCUCUAUUUGUAGACUUCAGAUAUGUUGAGCAUAUUGAAUUUGCACACAAACUCACCAAUUGUUCAAUUUUUGAGCCUCAAGAUGCAUUAUAAAAUUAGAAUGACAAAUAUUUUGUAGAUGAGGUUGGGAAGUACUAUAGAAAUGAGUAUCAGCAUAAAUUUUCUCAGAUAUAUGGAUAAAAUGACGUGAUUUCAUUGAUUUUAGAUGAUAUUUCAAUAUAUGCAGCCUCACCUGAGGAUAGUGUUUGGGUAUUAGGCAUUAAAGGAGAACCAGGUUCUGGUAAAAGUUUAUUUGCUAGAAAUUUGAUAUAAAAAGUGAUUGCCUAAGAAAAAAGUAUACUGAAAGUCAGAAAUGAAAAUUAUAUUGAUGCUGCUGAGGGUUCAGGCUUUCCAAAAGUUGCUAUUGUAGAAAGUAUAUUUGGAAUUAAAGGUUUAUAAAGAAAUGGUACUUAAUCUGUCAUAUUUGAAUCUCAAUAGAAUAAUAAUCAAUCUUAUCCCCAGAAUAUUGAAGAGGACAUAUUAUUUUUCCUGCAUGAAUUCAUAUAUGAAGUGAUAUUGAAAUUGAAAGAUGAUAUUUUGUUUUUUAUUGUGAUGGACAAUGUAUCAUUAAUGGACAGAGGCUCUUGGAGAUUGUUUGAUUUGAUUACAUCAGACACAGAUAACUUGAUUAUCAUAAUGUGCAUCUAGAACUAAUCUAUAGAUAACUUAACUAGAUUUAAUUAUAGCCCUAAUCUAUAAAUGAAGAUAUCAGACGAAGCAUAGCAACUCUAUAAGGAAAGAAUUGCUGAAUAUGAAAGAGAGAUUUUCAAUGUAGUUGAGAUGGAACCUAUAACACCAUUUGAUUUAAGACAGAUUUUAAUAGAUUUAGCUGAACAGUAUGAGAGAGAUAUGAAAGAUGAGAUUUAUCUAAUGACCUAAAUCAUAGACAGCAAUAAUUCGAUUAAAACUUAUCAUGGUUAACUUGAGAUUAAGAAUAAGAUGAUAAAGAAGUAUCAAGUUUAUGAUUUCUUUAAAGAAGUCGAAAAAGAAGUUAUUGUAGAAGUUGUAAAAAAAUGCUAAGGCAAUCCACUUCUUUGCAUUUCUUUAGUUUUUCAGCUCUUGACUAAUGAUUUUAUAAAUGUUAAAGAACAAAUUCUACUGUCAACGAACAAGUCUGCAUACUAACUUAUGAAGGCUGCUAGUAUUUAUGGAGAGAGAUUCAGCAUGAAUCAAGUUAAAGAAAUUUUUAUAUUUGAUGAUCAGAAUGUAUAUCAUUUGGAGCUUUUGUUUAGAGUGCUUGAAAAUAGAAAACUAAUUGAAUUAGUCUACAUCGAUUAAAAGGGUGAUAGAGAGGGUUAAAGGAAAUAGAUUCAUCAAAAGAUCAAUGCUUAUCUGCAGGAGAAUAUGAUUUACAAUUGGCAAACAGAUAAUUUGAUGGCUGAGGAAGGAGUUAAUAAUGAGAGAAUACUUUCUUUAAGAGCAAGAUAGGCUCUAGUAAUAAAAAAGGUCAAUGCUUGUAUCAUGUAAAAGUCAAAUUAUGUUAAAAAGGGAGGACUAAUCUUAGAAAAGGCUGCAACUAAUAAUUCUUAACGGUAUGUUAAGUUAACAGUUAAAGGAUUUACCUGGUUCAAAAAUAAGAUUGAAUUCGAAAGAAAUUUGGAAUAAGGAAGUGUUGCUCUAGAUCAAAUUUUGAAAAUCAAUGUACUUAAAAACCCAUAUGCUUAAAGUUAACAGAAAAAUCCCAAAAACCUAUAGCAAAGCCAAAAUAACAUAUCUCUUACCUAAGACCCUCUUAAUAAUUCUAAUAUCAAUAACACGAUUAUUGAUACAAGCAAGAAAGCAUAGCUAUAUACAUUUCAACUGAUCUGUAAUGAAUGGAGCAAAAAUGGGUUUGUAAAUUAGCAGCAAAAAACCCUCACAUUCAUUGCAGGUACUCGUAGAGAUGGAGAGGACUGGGUUGCUCAUAUUGAAUACUUAAGAACAAAGGCAAAUGUCGAUUAAUUUAUGAAUAAAUUCGGCAAAGUCAAGUUCCCUGUAACCUCAUAGUUUGAUAACAACAGUGAUUCCUAAUUUAAAAUAAAUCAAAAGCCAGAUUAUAAAUUUGGUUCUGAAUUCACUAGAUCAGUGUAUGGGAAUCUUUAGAGACAGCAACAAUUGAAUACGCAGGCAUCUUAAAGACAGCUAUAGUAUUCACUCUCCUCGAAGCAAUUCAAGAGAAAGAGUUUGAGAAAGACAAUGGGAAUAGAAUUAGUAAAUGAAGAUGAAAACAAUGACACUGUUCAUAAUUUAAAGUGUGAGUUGCAAGCUUUAUUCAACAUUGUUUCAUUGCAGUUUGUUGGCCAUAUGUAGAAAAAUGCUUGCAAGUUUAAUGAGGAACAUCAGUAAGAUGAAAGUUGUGAGUUAAAUGUAAUUUCAGACAAACAACUCGUUAAUGAAAUCAUUGAGGAAAUGCCUAUUAUAGAAAGAAUUGAAAAUAUAGAGGACCAGAGCAAUAAUAUAAUGAAUCAAAUUAGAAGAGGCACCCUUUUUAACCACAUAAUAAGUGAUUCUAGCAAUCCUAACUUGAAAACAAUCGGCGGUAGAAUGUAGUUUGGAUUUCACAGACUUAGCACCAUUAAGAGGAAAUCUAACAUUAACUUUAGUUAAUUAGAGAGAAUAGCUGCUGAGGUUCAAAAUUAAAAGCAUGACUAAGAGAUCCAUGAAACCAUUUCUUACAAUGACGACGAUUCUCUUGACACAGUGAAGGACUAACUAUUUGAUGAGUAUUGCCCAUAUAGAGAGAUAAAAGUUGCACUGCCCCUAAGAGAUUUCCCUUACUAUGAAGGUAGUUAAGUAGUCCAAUAUCUCUCUAUUAAAAACGAUAUUAAAAAAGACUUCAAUAACUCUAGAUUAAAGAGAAGAAGAAAGCCUAGACUAUAAAAGUUUUAAUCAAUAGAAAAUUAAGAUGGUGAAGAUUAAAAUUCUAUAAAGAAAUAGUAGUAAAGAAAACCAGAUCCAGCAAUGUAGAAAAAAACCUAAGCUAUGACUAAAAUAUUAAACUAAACCCACAAAACCAAAGCCUCAAGAAUAAGAGAUGAAAUAAAGAAUGCUGAAAUAUAGGCUAUCUAACAACUAUAAAAGUAGCAUUAAGAGGAGAGAUAAAAAGAAAAGGAAAGAAGAUAAAUGCAAAACAAAGUCACAGAAUAUGGAUCUUAAAAUAUACUUCGAUCCUAAUAUUCAGUCUCGUAAUUGUAAACAUUAAAAGAGGUUGAUAGAUAAAAAAUUCCAAAACUUAAACACAAAGAUAGUACUUUUUCUAAGAAAAGUCAAAGAGGAACUGAGAAUAAUAGGAAAAUUUUCAAGCCAACACCCUCAGAAAGAUAACUUAACUGGAUAGAGAGAGAUGAGUCAGUUAGAAAAAUAAGUGAGUACAGAAACUUAGAAGAUGAAUCAGCUAAUGAUGAUGAUAAUCAUAACCAAGAUAGCUGCAAUAUAAAUGAAUCAUUGCCAGCUUACGAUAGCAAGAUGACAAGAGAUAAGAAGAAUAAAGUAUCAGAGUCUAAUUUUAAGAGAUCCCCAAGCAGAAAAGCUAAAGAUGGGCAAUAAGCUACAAUGAAUAGCAACUAGCUAAAUUAAUAAUAGAAUAACUAAUCAAUACAACUACUAGGCGUUAUCAAUUAAGAGAAUGUUACAUGGAUUCCUUAAGAUCAGAAUAUAAAGAUAGAUCCCAAGUAAUAUAAACUUAAUAAAGGAGAUAUUAUUGAGAUCGUUAACUAGAUCAAAGAGUUAGGAAUCGUUUUAUGUGCUUUCAAGCUUAAUUUCUAGAAAAUGCACGUUUUUGUUAAAAGAGAUAUGAUAGACAUUUACAACCAGAAUGGGAUGGUUAAUACCACAAUGAACUCGAUGAUUAACAACCUGAGUGCAAUAAAAGAAUUUUCAACUAGCAUGGAAUAACCAUCUAAAAUUAUGAAUAAUAAUCUCACUAAGUCAAUGGCUAAUGAUUAGUCUCUUAUUUCUAGUAAUAUGAUAUAAUUGGAGAAGCAGCUUUCAAAGAGAUCAGACCAUAAUGUAGUUUAAUCGCAGAAUCGCAAUUAGCAGUAAUCUCAUUAGCAAUAAAUCUUGCAUAAUUUUGAGACAUUUAACAACUAUCCAGUUUAAGACUAAUUGAGGCAAGAUGAAAAAAUCAAAAUAAUCCACAAUCAAGAAAAUGACAAGGUAAUAAAAACAGAGUAAUCCUCUGAUAGUUUAAAAUCAAAUUAGGAUGGAGCAUUAAAGAAGGACGGACUAUUAAAACUUUAAGAGAGAAGGAAGAAAAAGCUUGAACAAGCAGUUGCUGAGUAAGCAUUAAAGAAUACCAUAUAAGAAGAAGUUUAAAAUAAUAUUGUGGCAAACGCUUAGAACUAAAAUCUUAAAAUGCUUGAGAGAAAGAAAAAGAGAUAGUAGGAUAAAAGUAUUAGUGAUAAUGCUCCUAUAGAUGAAAGAUUGUCCACCCAAGAAAAUCCUAACAGCUUGGACAAUUAAUGA